This is a messenger RNA of Stylonychia lemnae, 894 nucleotides long. Lineage: Eukaryota; Ciliophora; Spirotrichea; Sporadotrichida; Oxytrichidae. The record is from the annotation of a GenBank genome assembly.
AUGACACAUGUCAUCAUACAACACCUUAGAUCUAAACCUGGUUACAUCUCAUCUAUUGGAUUUUUUACCUGUGUGAUGGGAUUUAACUUUUAUUAUGCUCCCAAAAUAGAGAAUCCUCAAACCAGAUAUGCAUGUGCAGGAGUAUCUGCCACACUCUUUUAAGAGAUCUUGAUGCAUUCUAUAGACACCCUUAACAUGAAAGCAAAAGCCUUAGAUGCCUUUUUCAGUUCUAUAAUCGCUGAAUUAGUGUCUUUGGUCUUUUAUUACCCCUUUGAUCUUAUUAAAACUAGAAUAGGUACUCUAGAUGCUUUUAUGAAGAUUUAUAAUGAAAAACAAUACUAGGAAUAUGGUAAGUUUCUUCAGAGCUCUCUUAAGUUCACAAAUUUCUUUAAGGGAAUGUUUCUUUACAGCUUGACAUAUGCUACUUAUGUUGCGUUUUCAUUCUCACUUUUUGAAUCAUUUCUACUUUCUAUUGAAAACUUUAGAGAGGAGUUGAGAUUGAAAAAGCUUCAGGAUAAAAUAAAAAACUUAAAAGAUCAAAAUUAAACUUUAGAUGAAGAAUAUUUAAUCAAACUAAAGGAAGAAUAUGGAAUAAUAGAAGGAAAGAAAUCGAUUGAACAUUCCAGGGUUGACAUAGUAUUAGCAUCAUUUACGUCAGGAUGUAUCGCGGGUCUUAUCACAAAUCCAAUUGAAUAUUUAGCAGUUAAAAAAUAAAUCGAUGAGAAUUUUUCAAUUAAAAAAGCAUUCUAACGCAAAGGAAUCGUUUAUGACAUGCUAGUUAGGGGUAAUCUUCUUAGAUGUACAUACAAUGGGCUCUCCUCUAUAACAUUUUUCCUGUUUUUCUAGGAGUUAUGUCUUCCAAUGAAUGUGGAUAUUACGAUGUAUGAUGAAUGA